UCACUGCGUAAAACGAAACGUCGUGUUUAUUUACGUUCACAAGUCAAUCGCACGCAAUCACAAUCACAAAUUCACAAUAGUCAUUACAUACAAAAGUUAAAAUUUUCAGUGUGAUGAUCUUGAUAAAGUUAUGAAAAUGUUGUGGUAUCUGCCAUGGUCUGAGAGCAUCAAGAAGAGGGCCUGCAGGUAUCUUCUACAACGCUACCUUGGUAAUUUCCUCGAACAGAAGCUAACACUCGAUCAGCUGAGUGUUGAUCUCUACAAUGGAACAGGCACGGUCUGCGACGUUAGCCUUGACUGCGAAGCCCUAAAUGAACUUGGAGAUUCACAAAACUGGCCACUAGAAAUAAUUGAUGGUCAUAUGCAAAAGAUCACAGUUACAAUACCAUGGUCUACCUUGUUGAAAGAUGACUCUAUUGUGGAGGUCAAUGGCUUGUCACUCACUGUUCAACCCAAAGUUCGGACCGAAGAAGCAUCAUCAAUGUUGGAAUCCAUGUGGUCCUCCAUGUCUUCAUCCAUGCAAUUAGCUGCAGAGUGUCUCCGCGAGGAAGAUGGACCACAAGAGACACAUCCUGUUGAGGGCAUUGAAAUGUUUGCCCAUGCCAUUGAUUCCAUUUUAAGCAGAGUGAAAGUGAAAUUUGUUGACACUAGAAUAAGACUUGAACAUGUUCCUAAAAAUGGUGAUAGAGGCAUUGCCUUAGAUAUUCGUAUACAAAACAUUGACUACUUUGAUGAGGCGGGCGAAGAGCCCACUCCGGAAGUGACGGAUCCGGAAAAACCAAAAACCUAUAUAGUAGCGACAUAUACAAAUAAAAAAAUUAAAUUUAAUGGUGUCACGUUAUAUACAGAUGAGUUCCCAUCUAAAUUGCGCACUAUGGCGCGAAGUCUCAUUAUGGAGAAGUCGACUUCAUCACAAUUAGACAAGUCUGAAUCAUCGCAAAUUGACCCAUCAGAUAUUAAUUACCAGAGCGCUAUAUCUGAUGUAUUUUACGAAACUAGAAGUGUUAUAUCAACCAUAGAGUCAGAGCCUGUCAAAGAGGUUGAUUUAGAAACGAACGCACAAACAGAAACAAAAGAAACAACACCAGAAGAGAAAUCUAAUCAGCCAGAACCUAUACUAUUUGCUAAGCUUACAGGGCAACAAGAGUUAGCACUUAAAAUUAAGCACACAGAAGAAGCAGAAGGUCCUAAAGUCGAAGUCAGAAUGUUAUUAGGAUCAUUCGUAGUAUUUAUAACGCCAAGACAAUUACAUACAUUAAUUGAGCUCAUAGAAGCUAUUAACGAACCUCAUUUAGAAGACACAAGCAACAUACCACUCCGGCCAACUGGUGUAAACGUCCAAUGUAAACCAAUGAAACGGGCCGAUUUCCAACUCAUUGAGGCUCAAUUACUAGGCAACUUAGAGAAGCAGAGCGCGAGCAAACCUUACGUUGGAAUGAGUGGAUGGUCUGGACCAAGUUACGAAGAGAGUGACACAGAGAGCGAGAGAUUCCACCCGAUGAUACCACGCGGCGAGAUGACGGAGAGCUUUAAUUCAUCAGUCAGUUCUAUGAACACCAGCAUGACAUCCAGCGUCAACAUGCCAGGGUUUCAACCACGCAUCAAGCGAAAUAAAAAAGUCCCACACAUUGACGGUGAUCCUACAGCGGAAGUAUCACACAUUAGUCUACGAAUAUCCUCUAUGUCCUGUAUUCUGUUACAUAAGGAUAUCCUAACAACUCUGCCUAUGGGGUCAGAUUGUAUAUCGCCUGCCUCCGCAUACGAGUUACAUGAGGUGUCCACAGCGUUCUUCGAACAUCUGCAGCGGUUCUCAAUAUCAGACGGAGGAACGAAAGAGUUUUGUGUGGCCAAUGAGGCUCUCGAUAACGCUACGAAAAGAAAUCAUUUGAGACUAAUAACAUCCGAGGUGACACUAGAUGGCAGUGACAAGACAACUUCACAUGGCAACCAGACUCUCUGUGAAGCAUCAAUACGGCAUCUUCUACUAAGGGAAUGCCUCUACACAUCGAACGACAAUAACAAACCACAAAGUUAUGACUUGAUACGGUUUGAUCAAAAAGAGGAUGAUGAAGAUACUGCCAAAAAAUCGUCAGCGUCUUCCAAUGCAAAUGUAAAAAUCAAUUUCAAACAAACUUCCAAAUAUAUGAGAGUCUCUGGAGAAAAGAAACUAGUUUAUCCAACGACUGAAGUGGUUGUAAAAUGUAUGCCAUGCCAUUUAGACGUAGAGCUAACAGUGAUUGAACGUAUGUCGGCGACAUUCUUCGGUGGGUCGACGGCGACCAAAGCUCCCGCUGCCACGACCUCACACAACCAGUUCAACUUCUCACUGCACUGUCCUAAUCUCAACGCCAUACUAAGGUUCCCUAUAGCAGAUCUUCGGCCGUCAGUGGACCAUGAGACGCGGCGUGUCCGAACCGACUACCUCUUGUUCAAAUUCCAGAAUGUAACAAUAGGAUCACAACAGUUACCCAGCGUCCGUCCUCUCCCUACCACCAUCACCCUCAAAACCACCAUGCUGGAUUUGUAUUAUUAUGAAAAUGACAGUUUACCAGCUACUCACAUAGCUCGUACAACAAUGAGUGAUUCCUCUGAAGGGAAUAUUUUAAGCGGCAACACUACAACCCUUUUACCGACAAUAUCCUUAACAUUCCAACCGAGCAAAACAAACAAAGGCCCAUUUGACGAUGUCGCAAGCUUCGAACCAGCAAACGUUAACCCAAUGACAACGUCCAUGUACAUAAUGCACAAUCUACACAGUACACAACCCAGUCCGUUCAGUGGCAAGAAAAUGGCGCAUCAAAGCUUUACCAAGCACGAGAGCGAUAAUACACAAGACCGUGAAGAAGAAUUAAUUGUUCCUGGCAAUGAUGAAGAAAUGGCCGAAUUCACCGCUAGCGCCAUAGAAACUUCAUCAAUACACUUGGAAUUCAAUUUGCCUGUAUUGAGCCUGCAACUUGAAUCAAAACAACUCUACGAGAUCAUUUACAACCGGAUCAAUUCAGACUUGCUGUUGUGGGAGCCGCAGCCAUUCGAUCCGUACGAAAUCAACCCGCUCAUGUGCGCCUCUAUAUAUCCUGCGUUUGGCGCCUGCAAGACCACUGGCUGUGAUUCAGAUUCCGAUAGCACAUCUUCGGAAGAAGAAAACCUCUACUAUUCGACAUAUGAUAAUAAAUUAAAAAAAGGAAUCGGUACAGCGAAGAUUGUACAUGAGAAAGACACACAUAACUUCUGUUUCUCUUUAAAAGUAGGCAGCGGAUUGCUCACUAUUUAUGCGCCCGUGCGGGACAGUAAUAAGCGUGUAGUGCCAGGUCAAAUGGGUGAGCUGGUAUUGGAAGCCCACAAGCUCAAUAUGUGCCACGUGAGCGGUCUCAACGGCCGACCGAAGACCGCGCAAAUGUGUUUACGAUCUGGGAAAAUGACAUUAUACCACGAAUCAUUUCUCACGAUACCGUCAGAGAAACCAAACCUACGGCUGUAUGGCACAUCUCUGCCAUUGCAUCUUAAAACUACCAUUUACCCGUCAGGCAAAGGUGUGGUUAUAAAAGAAAAUAUAAAAACCAAGGAUAUGUUCUCACUAGCACUUAAAGUGGAACCUGAUAUCGAAACACCUAACUUAAAGACGAUCUGCAUAGCGCUGGGCAUAGAGCAAGCGACGCUACGACACAGAGGCGAUAAGGGCACCGCGUGGCUAACGCAAUUCAUGGACGUUAUAGAUGUACUCGACUUCCCCGUCCCAGGAUACACGCCCUCCAUUGUUCUGUCCGAGCUACAUGUCCACAUUUGGGACUGCGCUGUGGACUACAGACCACUAUACCUACCAAUACGGACUGUUCUCACCCUUGGAAACUUCGCCGUAUCCAGCAAUCUGAUCGCCGAGACGAACACGUCGUGCUUGCGGUUCCUCGCCCAGGAGUGCACCUUGUUCCUAAUGCAUGUCCACGGGACGAAGCCCCAUGUGGCGGUACCGCAAGACGAUGACAAACUGCCCGACGUGACGAAGGAUUACGUUUGUGUCGUCGACGUCGGAUUGUUUGAAUUGUCCGUCAGGAGGGAAGAUAAAAAUAAUGCUCCCAGUGAGCAGCCGCAAGUGGACCUGAGCGCAUCGAACAACAUGGUGAGCCUGUAUACGUGCUGGGACUCCGCUUCGGCGCUGUGCCGCCUGCUGACGUACGCGGCCGCCGACGGUGACUCGCAGCCGCCCUUCGAUCCCUCCUCGCGGCACACCAGCAUCUGCUCAGACCAACCGUUGGAACAGUUAGUUGGUUUAGACGAUCGUCCUAUAGAAGAAAUAAGAGAACUAUCACCCAAUGAAAUUCAGCAAGUCAAUGAUUUGAUGGCCGAAGCAAUGAAGGAAAGCCCAAAUACGACACUCGAGGAAGAAGACCUCAAUAGUUCUACAGAAAAAGAAGGUGUCGAGAUAUUCUUUUUCCCCGACGAAUCGAAUAUGCGGCAGAGGCAAACGGAUCUUAUAGAUGUAGAUACCGAAUCUAAGUCAUUAGAGUACGAGGACUUCCAUAGUGGAACACAAGAAAACCAAGAUUUGAAGCCAACAAACGUGCAAGUGGCGCAGGAACUUGGCGAUCCUACCUCCACACCUAAGGCCACACCAAGAAAGCCAAAACGGAAGAAGAUGGACUCGGGCGGCGAUGGCAGCAACACAGACGACGAGUACUGCAUAGUGGAAGCGCAGGCGACCGAGGAUGACGACCUCGCGGAGCCCGAGGUGCGCUGGUUCGGAAGCGGGCCCCCGCCCAUGAUCGACAACCACUUCUCAGUGCCCGCCGCGAGAACUGAUGUGCUCCAAGCACCCAAGAGCUUCCCUACACCGGUUUAUAGGUACAGUUUAUGCGAAAUGAGCAUAACAUGGCAUAUGUAUGGCGGAAACGACUUUAGAUCGGCCAACGAACCCUCAUCUAGCAAGAAGACCGUUACUAUAGAUGUGGAUCCUCGCAAACAAUCGCCUUUAGCAGUCAAACGCAACAAAGAGUACGAGCCAUACGAGAGUCCACGGUCGGUGAACAUUAGUACAGCUGGUGUGAGCUGGACCGCGGGCUCCGAGCGUGUUCGCACGAAUGUUCGCGCGGCACGACCGAACAGAGCCGAGCUCAGGACGCGGGGUGGGCCCGGCAGGGAUCAUUGUACUUGUGUUAAAUUAUGUCUCACAAAGGUGAAAUUCCAAUACGACAUAUACCCAACGGGAGGCGUCCACGCAUCUCGGCAAACAUUGGCCAUCAGCAAAAUAGAAAUCCUGGACCGGCUCGAGUGCAGCAACAUUAACAAAUUACUCAGUCAAUACAAACUGAAAGACGAACCUGAAAGGAAGAAUGCUCAUAUGUUAAUAGUAAAAGCAGUACACCUACGGCAGGAGCCGGCUCUGUCUGCUCAAGAGUGCUGCCUGAAGGUGUCACUGUUGCCGCUCAGAUUUAAUCUUGACCAAGACACACUCGCUUUUUUGGUUGGAUACUUCUCCAAACUAGGCACCGACGAAACGGGCAUAGACGAAGAGAGCGCUAGCGUCCUGUCGUGUGGGUCGACGGCAGCGGAUAGUUCGCGGCAGACGACGCCUACGCACCGGCCGCCCGUUAUGAGCAUCGCCAGCCACCUGCGUGACCCGCCACCCACGCCCACCUCGCUUGGCGAUGCGGACUCGCUCUCGCUCAACGACGCCGUGAUACGCAACGAGGAGCCGCUAAUGGAGACGUAUGAAGCAGAGCGGCUUGUUUCUGAGAACCUGAUUCAACUGGAAGAAGAUUUCAAUCGACUUGGUGUCAGUCAAGAGAAGCCUGUACCCAAGCUACCAGUUGAUGCAGAACCAGUAGAUGACUCGCCGAUCUACUUCAGACGUGUAGUGUUCUCACCUGAAGUGCCAGUGCGUUUGGAUUACGUGGGCAAGCGAGUAGACCUGUCAGCGGGACCGGUUGCCGGCCUUCUGUUGGGGCUCGGCCAACUCAACUGCUCGGAACUCACACUUAAAAGGCUUGACUACAGAUUGGGACUGCUGGGCCUGGAGAAGUUGGUCCAAUGGGCAUUACAUGAAUGGUUGACGGAUAUCAAGGCGCACCAGCUGCCUGGCCUACUAAGCGGCAUCGGACCCAUGCACUCGCUGCUUCAACUACUGACGGGCAUCCGCGACCUGGUGUGGCUGCCGGUGGAGCAGUGGCGGCGCGACGGGCGGCUGGUGCACGGGCUGCGGCGCGGCGCCGCCUCCUUCACCGCGCGCACCGCCGUCGCCGCGCUCGACAUCACCACGCGCCUGCUGCACCUCAUACAGGCGACGGCGGAGACGGCUUUCGACAUGUUGACACCAAGCCCGACGCUGCAACUGCAGGACGCGUACAACCGCCGCCAGCGGCGCCGCCGACGACAUCAGGAUCCUUCGCGGCACCCCGCCGACAUACGGGAGGGCGUCGCCACCGCCUACCAGACUGUCAAGGAGGGGUUCGCGGAGACGGCGGCGACGAUGGCGCUGGCGGCGCGCAGCUCGAGCGGCGCGGGCGUGCUGCGCCACCUGCCGGGCUGCGCCGUGGCGCCGCUGGCGCUCGCGGCGGCCGGCGCGGCCGACGUGCUCGGCGGCGUGCGCGCGCACCUCGCGCCGCACCAACGCCGCGACCUCGCCGACAAGUGGCGCCCCCACGCACGCCACCCGCACCACGACCACCACGACCACCACGCGCCCGCCGCCGACCGCGAAGAUGGAACCGACUAAACUGGAUGCUUCCAUCGUUUAUGUGAUGAUCUCUCGCUCAUCUAUUUACUAUACUGGUGAAGGUUCUGAAUAUUCAUUUAUAUUGUGGAUAAAAUACAAUAGUUUUAUAUUCAAAAUGCUUGAACCUUGUAAUGUUAGCGUGAACAAAAAUGAACCUUAAUUCUUUUAUAAUAAACCUCAUAGAGGAGGUAUCAUUUAUCAGUGAGAAGUGUAUGUAAUCCACGUCGAUAGUUACGAAUUUAAAAAAAAAAAUCCCCUUUUUGUUUACGUGUGAUGUAAGGCACUCUUGGAAAGGGCAGCUAAAUAUCACAUUGGAUUUUAUUGAAAUUUUAUUAAAAAAAAAAAGUUUAACGCCACUUGUAAUAGUGGUUUUAUGUGAUGUGUAGUUUUAUAGAUGCUAAGUUACAAACAACAUGUCUUUUUACGAGUUUAUUUUUAAUUGGAAAUACAUAAAAAAAUUACGUCUAAUAUUAAAAUAAAAUAUGUAACACUUUUAUUUACAUUAUGUAAUAUGGAGGUGUUUUAUGAUCAACUACCGGUAUAAACAUGUGUGUUUGUAACUAAUUUUAAUAGUGAUAUAAUGUUAUAGUAUAAAAAAUAUUUUACGAUUAGUGUGUUGACUAUAGUGUUUUUUUUUAUUUUUUAUUAUUAUUUGCUUUGAACGUUAGUUGUGCUCAUGAUAAUAAUAGACGAGAUUCUGACCGACAUUUUUCUAUACCAGUCUCAGAAGUUAAAAUGUCAAUUUGAUACAACAGCGAAAUCUUGAUUGCAAGAACUAAUAUGAACUAAUUUUCUUAUAGAUUUAUACCAAAAUUAUUUUAAUUUUUGUUCAUAAUGUUUUAUACAUUAAUUUCGCGAAAUUAUUAAAUUGAAAUAUUAGAUUAAGAGAUAGAUUGAUACUAUGACAACGCAUUACCAUAUUCUGCGUACUUGCACACACAAAUUACAUACUAUAAAAUAUGUAUAUGCAACAACGCUUUCCUAUAUAUAAUGGAAGUUUUAUAUUAACAUUAUACACCUCCUUACAAAAUGUAUGCCCCAAUAUUAUUUACGUAUUAUAUUUUUUACCUGCACUUCACCAAGAGGAGACCACUCGUUCCUUCUUGAAAAAAUGUAUUCUUAAUAAUUUUAUUUAAACCAUUUGAAGCUUGCGUGAUUAUAAUUAACGGACGUCGUUUUAUAAAUUUUUGUUGCUCCAUAUAUUGUCCAUUUGUCAGCAAAUGAAUAUAUUAUGCUUAUUAAUAAGGGGCUAAGUUAUGCGCUCAACAGAUCACAACUCACGUUCCAAGCAAGAGGUACUGAGAACGAUUUUGGGGCGUCAUUUCUCUAAACUUAUUUCUAAAAUUAAAAUUUCAUUUUAAUAGUACAGUGAAAUCCUUAUUCUAAAGACCAAUAUGAACUAAAUUUUUAAUAGAUUUCAGUAAAAAUUAUUAUAAAUUUAGUUUAUGAUGGCUCACAAAAGAGUAAUUUUGCGAAAUUAUCAAAUAAAAAUAUUAGAAGUUUAAAGAAAUGACGCCUAAGAAUCUGCCCUACUGUCAUUGUAUAAUAAAUCUAUAAGUUUAAAAAUUCUUUUGUUAAGAAUGUAAUUAUUGCGAUCUCCUGUAGAAUUGGAUUUUACAAUCAUAAUUGAAGGAAGCAAGAUUAGUAAGAAUAUAUGGCUUUUGGCCUCGUUUCUCUUUGGCUAACUCAUAAAGUAUCUGACUUUGGUAUAUAGAGUUUGGGAUCAAUUUUUCUGAACUUAUUUCUAUAAAUAAUAUUUCAAUUAGAUAUUAUAGUGAAGUAUUUAUCUUAUGAACCAAUAUAAAUUAAAUAAAUUCCAAAUAAAUCUAAAUGAAAAUUAUUGUAAAUUUGCCCCCUUAUUCAUAAAAGCUGAAACAUUUUUUACACUGUUAUGUCACUUUCUAAUAACAUUCAAAUUGGGAAUUUAGCAUAAAAGAAAGAAACAAAACAGUUCAAUAGCUAAAGUAGGAUUCAUAAGAGGUUUAACGUUUUUAUGAAUAAGGGGGUUAAUUCAUAAUGUCCAUAAAGCAGAAAUAUCGCCUAUCAAAUUAAAAUAUUAGAUUAACAGGUAUACUUAGAGAAAUGGUGCUUUAGAAUGGAACUCAUUACUUUUUAAAUAUAUAAGUCUACAUAUAUAAUUUUAAUUUUAAGACAUGUUAAAAUGAUAUAUUUAGACUAGACUAUAGAUCUAAACUAGACAAUUUUAAUAUUUUUUUAAUAAUUUUCAAUGGUAAUUUGAUGAAUAUGAAUGAGUAUACUUUAUUUGCAUUAUACAAUAUAGGAAAUGAGCAAGGCAAUUUACAAACUCAACGAUACAAUUGUAUAAGUACAGUAAGGAGGUCUUAUUGCUGAGAGCAAUCUAAUUUGAUAUUGAAAUUACUUUUUUUAUCGAUACAUGUCAUAGAGUUUGUGGAGAUCUACCUAACUAUAUAGUAUACUGUAACGAAAAUAGUAAUAAAAAGAAAAAUCUAAAGGAGAUCGUUUUCUUCUUUCAAAUAUUUCAUUCUUAUCAAGACAAUUAAUCUAACUGAUAGAUGAACAAAAAAAUAUAAUUAAAGAUGAACGUUCGAAUUGUAUUAAGUGAUUACGUUAAUCAAUUCCUGCGUUCAAUACUGAUGACAGUAACGCCACGCAAGCUAAAAUGCUUUUCAAUACAAGACUGUGGUGCUUAAUUUAUAUGGCAGUCUGGCAUUUUAGUGCAUUUAGUGGCUUAUUAAGGCUGUAAUUACAAUGUAAAUAUUUUUAACUUUGGAACGACUUGGGUGCCAUGACAUGAUUGUAAAUUUAUUAAAAAUGUUUUUUUUUUCGUUUUUCUAUUAUACCAAAUAUUAUAUGAUUUACUUGAAGGUAGUAAGAAAACUGUGGUAGUUAUUAUAUUUUAUUCCUAUAAUAACUCAUAGAUACAAUGUAGGUUAUUUCAAUACUGUGACAUACGUUCUUAUUGCGUGAUUUUAUUCCCUUAUUUUACUAGACUAGUAAGAAACUAUUCCAUUUUAUUUUGUUUUUACUGAAACUGGAAAUGAUAAGAAAAAUUACUCCUUUUUGAUAUUUGAAAUCAAUCAACAUCUAUUAAUAAAUCGUUAAAAUACA
Galleria mellonella (greater wax moth) is the source of this 9796-nucleotide messenger RNA. Its product is annotated as autophagy-related protein 2 homolog A. The record is from RefSeq and is a predicted model, not a curated record. Lineage: Eukaryota; Metazoa; Arthropoda; Insecta; Lepidoptera; Pyralidae. Bases 131 to 6706 code for a protein of 2191 amino acids. The transcript is spliced from 38 exons. Gene Ontology annotation, biological process: reticulophagy; autophagosome assembly; autophagy of mitochondrion. Gene Ontology annotation, cellular component: phagophore assembly site; extrinsic component of membrane. Gene Ontology annotation, molecular function: phosphatidylinositol-3-phosphate binding.